AUGUCUACGGGAUUCACAAUCCGAAGUACGAAUUUGGUGAAGAAUGGGGUAGGGAGGCAUGAGAGAGAUGGCAUCAUGAUUGAGCUGCGGGAAGAUGCUGGUAUUGAAAGACCAAUAACUAUCGGUGUCUGGUGGCUGGACGGUCUUCCAUCUAUUGAAAUCAUACAUCUGCUCUCGCAAUCUACAUCGAGCCAAAAUUUCAGUAUCAAGGAAUUGCUACUGAUCGAUGCUAUCUUCCAUAUUCCAUGGAAAUCGUUCACUGAAGUUUCCAAGCCCGAGCUAGGAGCCAUCCCAAAGCUCGUUCGACUUGCAUUGGAUGUUAGGGGAUAA
Messenger RNA from Cadophora gregata, 330 nucleotides. RefSeq lists its product as uncharacterized. The transcript has 2 exons. The record is from RefSeq and is a predicted model, not a curated record. Bases 1 to 330 code for a protein of 109 amino acids. Lineage: Eukaryota; Fungi; Ascomycota; Leotiomycetes; Helotiales; Ploettnerulaceae.